UGAUAACUAUAAUUGUUCGUAUAAAAGAAAAAUAGUUCAGUAGAGUUAAUUCAGUUGUAAGAAACCGUUGAAAAUGAAAUUCCUUGGGUUGUUUUUCGUGUUAAACUGCCUUUUGUUGCAGGAUGUUCUCUCCUUCCCACUGCAAGGAUUGCAGAACAACCUAGGCAACUUAGGGUUGAACCAAGGCUUUAACACGGGUUUGAAUCAAGGGUUAAGCCAAGGUCUGAACCAGCUAAACCAGUUGAAUUUCGGCAAUAAUCUCGGCUUGUUACCUGAAAUCAAUGGCUUAAACAACAUUAACACCCAGACGACCGUACUCUCAGGCACUGUUUCUCAAACUGUCGCUCCGACUUACAACCCAGGCUGGCAGUUGGCCGCUGCGCAAGCGCCCCUAGUGACAGAAAUUGUCCCUAGCCUCCAAUUUGGGGAGAUUUCCCUUGAUGGUGACUUACCUGUAGGCGGUUCUAUCAAGAUUAGCGGCACCUUCCCAGUUUAUGGAUAUGUGGGCGUUGAUGGUACUAUACCUUCGUACGGUACCGCCUAUGUCGAUACCGGCAACGGCUUGAUCGAUAUUUGUAAAUGUGGUUUAUAA
Molecule: messenger RNA, 592 nt
Organism: Amyelois transitella
Lineage: Eukaryota; Metazoa; Arthropoda; Insecta; Lepidoptera; Pyralidae
Exons: 2
Coding region: 74-592 (172 amino acids)
Source: RefSeq, a predicted model, not a curated record